AUAUAUGUGUCUUAUCUCAUCCUGCCCGUUUGUUACUCAGGUACAAAUGUGUGCAAAUACCCAUGUGUCACAGGUGCCAUAUAAAAAGUAAUUACGAGCUGCAUGUAUAUACGUACUAACUCAUUCACCUUCAGGCCAACCUCAUCUACUCCAAAUUUCUAAAAAUGUUCUCAUAUUUCAAAAUCGCUACUUUAUCCUUAGUUUUGAUACUCGUACACAGUACAAUUGGCCAACAAUCACAAUUGAUUCAGUUUUGGAACAGUGCAAAUUGUGUUGGAAAUCCGUUCGCGAGUUGGACAGCUUCUGCAAAUUACACCACACCUCCGCCAGGACUAACACAGCCAUUGUAUUAUAAAGUGAAUGGAUUAUGGGAGAUCAUACCGUGUUUAUCACCCACAAACUGUACCGUGCCCUGGAUACGUUCCGGUUUUCCUGGUCCCUGUACUCAACUUCUCUUCCCUUAUAACUUGACCGACCUUCGGGUCCGGCGGAUUGGAGAUGCUAACCAAAACGAAAGGAAAAUCACGUUCUUUGAGCUGCCAAAUUUUCAAGGUCAGUCAAUAAGCGUGGUUCCACCGGAAACAAAUUUCUCCUCCAGAACGGCACAAUCCUAUUACUUUACCGGUUUGAAUUCGUGGGUUUAUAAGAGCAGUCCGGAUAAUUUUAUUUCUGUCUGUUACAACUAUUCAUUGGAUGUGAAGAACGCCGGGUACGGUUUUACGUACUCGGAGGCAACUAUCGCCAACAUAGGCUAUGUAAAAUAUGGGUGCGAUGUACAACAAUCGACGACGACGCGUAAACCUGGAAGCAGUGGUGGUGGGAUCGUUGGGCCUAACAACGCCGUUUAUUAUGCUUUCAUUUUAGUGUUUGCCUUAAUUUGUUUGAAAUACUGAGGGUAUUCACGCACCCUUGGUAACUACGUAAACAGCAUAAAAUCCGUAAACUUACAAACGUUUACAAACAGCUUCCCGUGAAUUCACUUUCGCAAUUAUUUUCGUAAAAAUUUAUCUGAUAAUUGAAACAAAAUGCCGAUCAUUUCCAGAAAACGGAAAUUAAUGGAAGAAAUUUGUGGAGCUGCAUUUAUUGAUAUAAUAAAUACCACGAACAGUGAAGGCUGUUCCUAUAAAAAUUUCGAAAUUCAACCCUCCUAAAUUCUAAUCCUAAAUCACACUAAAUCUUAGCUGAAUAUAUAACUUCUUAGAAAUCGGUAUGGGUACCCCUUCCUUAUUGCCCAUCUGGUUAUUUUUUGUUCAUCUUUGACUUCAUAUUCGUUCAUGAGAAGCUAUCACCGUUCCGAAUUUCAGCUUUUUGAGACAAGUUAUGAAAAUCGGUAUGGGUCACCCCAACGGGUCCCGGAUGUGAU
Messenger RNA from Folsomia candida, 1363 nucleotides. RefSeq lists its product as uncharacterized. The transcript has 2 exons. The record is from RefSeq and is a predicted model, not a curated record. Lineage: Eukaryota; Metazoa; Arthropoda; Collembola; Entomobryomorpha; Isotomidae. The coding region runs from base 165 to 893 and encodes 242 amino acids.